Molecule: messenger RNA, 2736 nt
Organism: Pseudogymnoascus destructans
Lineage: Eukaryota; Fungi; Ascomycota; Leotiomycetes; Thelebolales; Thelebolaceae
Exons: 2
Coding region: 156-2558 (800 amino acids)
Biological process (GO): wybutosine biosynthetic process
Molecular function (GO): FMN binding; electron transfer activity; 4 iron, 4 sulfur cluster binding
Source: RefSeq, a predicted model, not a curated record
CCCGACCGAGCUAAAUAAGCGCCUUUCCGCGAUUGUUUUCCCUACUUUUUAAAUAUGAGGGGCCAUCGUUUGUUCAAACUUCCCCACCAUGGAAUUUCUGUCGAUAGUUCCUGGAUGCUUUUCUGGUUUUGGAAGCAACAUGACUGAGGGCGAUUAUGGCGAACAACGAAUACUUUGGGGCUGAUAUUGCCUCUCAUGCGACCGAGAAUUAUUUUAUGGCGCUAUGGCAUACUUAUCGAAUCCCGCUGAUCCUCACGUUGCUCGCAUUGUUGUUGAUUACUAGAGCUGUGUUACACCUAAAAUUCGGUCGCGAGAAGAUCAUAUACACCCCCCCCCCGACUCCAUCUGAGAAAACGCAUGUGGCAGCCAACCCACAGCGCGAGCAAUUGGUCGAGAAAGCGCCCAUCCCCGCGGAAGUGAAGAAGGCAGGACCAAAACGAGUUGUCGGAAAAGUUACCCGCAAGAAGUCGCUUUUGAGGGACCAGCCAGCGAGCAAAGAUGUGAGGUUCCAAGUCCUGGUCUUCUACUCAACACUAGCCGGCAGCACGGAGAGAACCGCGCAGACACUGACCACCAAACUCGCCGAUACCCUGAAAGCGAACGCCGAGUCAAGCCAAUAUGAGUUCCUCUCACCAAUAGCGCACGACCUGGCCGAGCUCGAGGAUUACGACGAAUACUUCCUCGGCCUCCCCAAACCCGAAGAUGCCAGCCAGGAUAUCAAAUACUUCUACAUCCUCCUCCUGCCGACGUAUAACAUCGACACCAUGACCGAUACCUUUAUCGAGCAUCUGCAGGAAACACACAACGAUUUCCGCAUCGAUACGGCGCCGAUGUCAGCGUUGUUGGGCUAUGCGGUGUUUGGAUUUGGUGAUAGGGAGGGGUGGCCUACGGAGGCGGAGGGAUUUUGCUCGCAGGCGACUGAAGUUGAUAGGUGGAUGGCUAAGCUUACUGCGAGGAAGAGGGCGUUCCCGCUCGGUAUGGGAGAUACAAAGGUUGAUGCACAAGAGAGGUUGGAUGAGUGGAGGCAGGGCGUUGAGGAUGUUCUCCAAAACUUGGGGCAGACUGGCAACCUCGGUGAAGGUGUUGUUGGGAGUGGUGACGCCGAUGAGAGCGAUGUUGAAGAUGCGGAAGAGGAUGAUGUGGAGGUGCAGUCUGAUGGAGCGGUUAAACUCAAAAGGAAAAGUAAGAAGAAGGUGACCAGUAGUAUGGAUGAUGUGGAAGAUAUUGGUCGCAUCUUACAAAAGGGCCAAACCGAGUCAGAGGACCAAGACGAAGACGAAGGGGCAGUCGAUUUCACAACUUAUGGCAAGAAGAAUCCCAAGCCUUCAGCUGCACCCAAGGAAAUGGUUCCAAAGGGGUCGCCCACCUACAACGCCCUCACGAAGCAGGGCUACAUAAUCGUCGGCUCCCACUCCGGAGUCAAGAUCUGCCGCUGGACCAAAUCGGCCCUCCGUGGCCGCGGCUCCUGCUACAAAUACUCCUUCUACGGCAUCGCCUCGCAUCAAUGCAUGGAAACCACCCCCUCCCUCUCCUGCUCCAACAAAUGCGUCUUCUGCUGGCGCCACGGCACCAACCCCGUCGGCACAACCUGGCGCUGGGUCAUCGACCAACCCGAAGACAUCUUCAACGGCGUCAAAGCCGGACACUACCAGAAAAUCAAAAUGAUGCGCGGCGUCCCCGGCGUCCGCGCCGAGCGUUUCGCAGAAGCAAUGCGCAUCAGGCACUGCGCGCUCUCCCUCGUCGGCGAACCAAUCUCCUACCCCUACCUCAACGAAUUCACCGCCAUGCUACACAAAGAGCACAUCUCCUCGUUCCUCGUCUGCAACGCGCAGCACCCCGACCAGCUCGCCACACUCAAACCGGUGACACAGCUCUACGUCAGCAUCGACGCCUCGAACCGCGAGUCCCUGCGCAAGAUCGAUCGGCCGCUGCAUCGCGAUUUCUGGCAGCGCUUCCAACGCUGCCUCGAGAUCUUGCGCGAGAAGCGGUUUGAGCAGCGCACUGUGUUUCGUCUUACCCUCGUGAAGGGGUUUAAUAUCGAGGAUGAGGCGGAGGGGUACGCGGAUCUAGUCGAGAAAGGCCUUCCCUGCUUCGUCGAAGUCAAGGGCGUGACAUACUGCGGCACACCCUCCAGCGGCGCCGCAGGCCUAACCAUGCAAAACGUCCCCUUCUACGAGGAAGUAUGCGCCUUCGUCCUCGCCCUCACAGCCGCGCUCGACAAGCGGGGUCUCAAAUACGGGAUCGCAGCCGAGCACGCCCACAGCUGCUGCAUCCUGAUUGCGAGCGAUAGGUUCAAGAAGGAGGGGAAGUGGCAUACGAGGAUCGAUUAUGCGAAGUUCUUUGAGCGGUUGGAGAGCGGGGAGCCGUUUACGCCGGAGGAUUAUAUGGGGCCGGAGACGCCGGAGUGGGCGACGUGGGGGAAUGGGGGGUUUGAUCCGAGGGAUGAGAGGGUGUAUAGGAGGGGGAAGAAUAAGGUGCCGUUGAGGGUUGUGGGGGAGGAGGGGGAGGAGGGGGAGGAGGGGCAGAAGGAGGAGAAGCCGAAGUUGGUUGAAAUAUAGCUCGGAUAGAGUGCUAUUUGACGUUUAGAUUUGUGAACUCUCGUUUUCACACCCCGAUGUGCCAUCUCUUGACAAAAAAAAGAUCACUGAAGCUUGUAGUGCGCAGUCUUGAUGGGCAUGUGCGUUUGGUACCACUUCGUGCUACUCUGCGUGUGGUGAAGAAGUUUUUUUUUUUCUC